AUGGCUCCUGGAAUACGAAUGAAAGAGCCAUUAAGGGAUGAGAAGGUAUGCUGUGAGCCACGCCUUAAUCAAAACAAUGCGAUGCAAUCGCAAUCAUGCAGCUAUCAUACUCCUGGAAUGAUCAGACGAGUUGGACCAGGACAUGGUCUACGGGAUAAUGCUAAAUAA
This is a messenger RNA of Echinococcus granulosus, 168 nucleotides long. RefSeq lists its product as hypothetical. The transcript has 2 exons. Lineage: Eukaryota; Metazoa; Platyhelminthes; Cestoda; Cyclophyllidea; Taeniidae. Bases 1 to 168 code for a protein of 55 amino acids. The record is from RefSeq and is a predicted model, not a curated record.